AUGGGGUUUGAUGGCACGAAGGUGGACCCCCUUAGGGCAAUUGAUUUAUCUAUCAUUGUGGCAAAAAGGAUGUUAAAGGAGAACUUUGUUCUAGUGGAGAUACAUUCUUCUUAUAAUCUCAUUAUGGGAAGAGGUUGGAUCCACCGAAUGAACGGGGUCCUGUCUACCUUUCAUCAAGUGAUGAGAUGCUUGUCUCCGGAUGGUAAGGAGGUUAUUAAUCUUUGGGGAAAUCAAGUCACUGCCAAAGAAUGCUACAUGUUGACACAGAAUGAGGUAAAGAAGAGCUCUCUGCCUAAGUAUUUGAAAGCGGAGGAUGAAGCUAAAGCUGCAAAGCCUACCAAAGAAUCUCUGGAGGCUGCCAAAGUAAUCCUCAGCGAUCCUCAGAAAGUCAGCUAUAUAGGUCGUUACACAUUUGUUUGGGAUCAUCCAGACAUAGUAGGAAUCAAUCUUUCAGUCUCAUGCCAUAGCCUGAAGGUGGAUCCGGCGUUUAAGCCAGUUAAGCAAAAACGCAGAAGGUUUGCUCCUGAGCGCAAUCGAAUUAUUGCUGAAGAAGUAAACAAAUUGCUUCAGGCGGGCUUUAUCCAAGAAGUGCAUUAUCCACAAUGGCUCUCUAAUGUGGUGGUAGUUUAG
Molecule: messenger RNA, 630 nt
Organism: Cornus florida
Lineage: Eukaryota; Viridiplantae; Streptophyta; Magnoliopsida; Cornales; Cornaceae
Exons: 3
Coding region: 1-630 (209 amino acids)
Source: RefSeq, a predicted model, not a curated record